Effrenium voratum is the source of this 1186-nucleotide messenger RNA. The record is from the annotation of a GenBank genome assembly. NCBI's taxonomy places the organism in Eukaryota, Dinophyceae, Suessiales, Symbiodiniaceae.
CGCUUGGCCUGGCUUUUCCGCAACUUACAUCAGUCAUGGCGUCAGAGCCGAUUACAUGCGAGGAAGCGGAUCAUGAUGCCAGCAUCCGAUGUUUGCUGGAGGACAUGCACGAAAAGAUGCAGUUCCUGUGCGAGGAGAUCGCCAAGGGACGGGCACCUCCGGAGGCGGAGGGCCCGGCGAAGAGCGUGCUGCGCAGCUGCUCCACGCUGCGCACGCUGAGCCCCUCCUCCGGGAACUCGGGGGAGUCCGCGCGUGAGACCCGGCGAGCGACGGCGUCCAGAGCGCUCUCCGGAGGCCUGGUGAGCGUUUUCGACUCCGAAGGCGGCGCUUCGCGCACCCGCGCGCAGUCGGAGCAGGAGGAGGAAUCUUUGGUGAGGCGCCUGGAGCGAUUGGAGCAGCGCUCCGCGCAGCUGGACCAGCUGCGCCUGGAGUUGCGUGAACAGUUGCUGUCGGAGCUUCGGCCAGAGCUAGAGGCGGAGUGGCGCAGAGGUCUGCAGCAAGUGGAGCAUUUGGAGCAGCGGCUCACGGAGACUUUGCAGCUGAGCACCGCGAAGAUGGGUUCGAGCCACCGCUUUCACUGGGAGGACCAGGCAGUCUGUGACGAGCGCCUGGAGGCCACGCGCCUGGGCCUGGCGAAGCUGGACAGCGAGCAGCGUGCACAGGCGGAGCUGCUGGACUUUGUGCGGCAGCAGGUGUCGGAGAUGAUGCGGCCGCCGGCGAUGGAGAGGUGCAAAGUCACCCGGGGCAGAGGCAACUCUCCGGAGACCAAGGCAGUGGAGCCUGGUCAGCUGCGAAGUAUACUGGGGCCUGGCGCCAGGUCGCGGAAGGAGGCUUCAUCCCCUGGUGACGAAUGGCCGCAGCUCUCCGGCGCGGCGGGAUUGGAGGCUGAGCCUGAGGUCUCGGAAUUGAUCGCGUGCGCCUGAGCGAAAUGCUUGGAAUGCGCUCUCGCAGCGCAGUUCUUCCGGCGGAAUCCAAGGCUAAGCACUUUGAGUGCUUGGGCCGUAGGCUAUAGUAGGUAGUGCCUAGCCUGGGGGCAGUGAAUCAAAGUGUGCCCAUGAUUUAGGGGGUACACUGCCCCCGGUUCAGAGUUCCACUGUCUGAAUUCGCCUCAGUGCAAGUUGUGCCACCUGAACGAGGCGUAGGUGUCGCAUGCCGCCUUAGCCUGUUGAGUUGGUAGAUUUCUUCA